Anopheles merus is the source of this 800-nucleotide messenger RNA. RefSeq lists its product as uncharacterized. The transcript has 3 exons. Gene Ontology annotation, cellular component: nucleus. The coding region runs from base 83 to 589 and encodes 168 amino acids. The record is from RefSeq and is a predicted model, not a curated record. NCBI's taxonomy places the organism in Eukaryota, Metazoa, Arthropoda, Insecta, Diptera, Culicidae. Gene Ontology annotation, biological process: regulation of transcription by RNA polymerase II.
GACAGCCCAAGCAGCGAGCUGUAUGUUUGGACGAAAUCGAAGACGAAGCAUCCGAGCGAACCAAAAACCAUGACCAUUAGCAAUGAGUGGCGAAAACUAUCGUAGUGCAACGAAAUCGCACGAUCCGGGCUGGAACGAUCCGCCCCCGAUACCGACGAGCCACAAGCCGAGGGCUGGCGGAGCCAAAGCCGACAAGAAGCAGGAGGAGAAUGCCGCCCCCGCCGCCGAGGACAGCUUGCCGGAGCGGGCGGAGAUGAUCGGCCAGGUACGGACCGUGUUCGAUGGGUACGUGCAGCAGCUGGAGGAGUCACGCCGGGCGAAUGUGCAAAAGCGUAUCGAUCUGCUGUACGACCAGUGGGCGAAGGGUACGCUGCCGGAACAGCUGGAGGCCCUGAUCUACCGCCUGUCCGCUGCCCUGCUCGAUGAGGACGACGUGCGUGCGAACGUGCUGCACCGCACGAUCGUGUGUGAUCACGGCGGCAAGUGCGCCCAGUGGACGCCGGUGCUGCGGCAGCUGAUCUUUGUCCUGCAGCUGCGCAACGAGCAGACGAAACCCGUCGUCGCCGACCAGAUCGUGCAGCCGCUGUAGGGGUGCAAGGCGGACGUGAGAGAGACGACGCAGACUGACAACGGGCAGGGAUGAAUGGCCCCGAGCUCAAGCCGGUGAGAUCAGGAAGUAUGUUUAAUUGUUUCACGUAUAGGAUAGGAAAAGUACAUUACGAUGCACAGCAUGAUAUAGGCAUAUAGUAUGCGAUUUUGGGGCGGAAAGCCCACAAAGAAGGAAGAGAAAUACAGUGGCG